AAAAAUGGAGGACGAGUCGAUUUCCGCUUACUGUGCGCGUGCUCUGUGCUAGCUAUAGUCGUCGGGUUGGAAUUUCCGGUGCACAUGGUUAGUGCGUGGUGUCGAAGUCCAAAAUAAAUCAGAAGAUGCUUCGGAUUUAACAACAGGAUAUUUUUGAUAAAGAUUUGUAAAAACGCAAACAAACAGCCAUGUCCAAGUUGUUUGUGUUGUACGAGCAUGCCGCCGGCUAUGCGCUUUUCUCCGUCAAGGAAUUCGAGGAAGUAGGCAUGUUGCUGCCUCAAGUAGAGGCCUCAGUCACUGACUUAUCUAGAUUCAACCAGGUAGUCAAGCUUGUUGGCUUCAGCCCCUUCAAAACUGCACUGACAGCAUUGGAGAAUAUAAACAGUAUAUCGGAGGGUGUUGUACCAGAGGACCUCCAACUUUUCUUGGAUACCAACAUACCCAAGGCAAGUAAGAAGGAAAAGGUAGUAUUGGGAAUAGGCGAUCCUAAGCUUGGAGCCAGUAUCACAGAAGCCCUUAAUAUCAAGUGUGAUCAUACUGGAGCUGUCCCAGAGAUCAUUCGUGGAAUCAGGUACCAUUUCCACAACUUGGUCAAGGGUUUUACUGCUAAGAGUUCAGGUGUUGCCCAACUGGGUUUGGGACACAGUUAUUCCAGAGCUAAAGUCAAGUUCAAUGUUAAUCGUGUAGAUAACAUGAUUAUUCAGAGUAUUGCUCUGCUGGAUCAGCUGGACAAAGAUGUUAAUACAUUUAGCAUGCGUAUUAGAGAAUGGUACAGUUACCAUUUCCCAGAGCUUGUCAAGAUUGUUCCUGACAACUAUAUGUAUGCCAAAGUGGCUCAAUUGAUCAAGAACAGGAAAGAAUUGAACCAAGAGAAAUUAGAAGAGUUGGAGGAAAUUGUAAUGGACAGUGGAAAAGCUCAGGCCAUAAUUGAUGCGUCAAAGUCUUCCAUGGGAAUGGAUAUUAGUCCUAUUGAUCUGUUAAACAUUGAGAUGUUUGCUAGCCGUGUCAUUGCUCUUGCUGAUUACAGGAAAGAAUUAGCUGAGUAUUUAAGAUCAAAAAUGGCUGGUGUAGCUCCUAACUUGGCUACUCUUAUUGGUGAUCAAGUUGGAGCUCGUCUUAUUGCUCAUGCAGGUUCUCUUACAAACUUGGCAAAGUAUCCUGCAUCAACAGUUCAAAUCCUAGGUGCUGAGAAAGCUCUGUUCAGAGCGCUGAAAACGCGAGGUAAUACACCAAAGUAUGGUCUAUUGUUCCACUCGACAUUCAUCGGCCGUGCGGGUACUAAAAACAAGGGUAGAAUCUCGAGGUAUUUGGCGAAUAAAUGCUCCAUUGCCUCUAGAAUAGAUUGCUUUGCUGAGACACCUUGUAAUGUCUUUGGAGAAAAACUCAGACAACAGGUUGAAGACCGGUUAAAGUUCUAUGAGACUGGAGAAGUGCCUAAGAAGAACAUUGAAGUUAUGCAAGAAGCCAUUGAUGAAGCGUCAACGAUAGUCGCUGAUGUUGAGGAAGAAUCCCCAAAAAAGAAAAAGAAGAAGGACAAGAAGAGGAAGAGCGAGUUAACGAAUGGUGAUUUGAAUGGCACAGUAGAAAAUGGACAGAAUGGAAACAAAAUGGACGUUGACGGUGAGGAGGAAGAGGCUCCAAAGAAAAAAAAGAAGAAAAAGAAAUCCAAAAAUGUGGAUGAAGAAUAAAUUCAUAUAGAUACACCCCUGGUGAAAGUUUUUAUGUAAAUUUUUUUGGCCUUGUAUUUCUUUAGAUUAUAUUGCAAGAUUUAUUUGAAAUCAUUCUAAACGUUUAUAAAAAUAUCUUCUACGAAUUUUAUAUUUAAAAUUAAUCCUAUCAUAAAGAUAUUUUUAUCAGGGAUAGAUGAAAUAAGAAAGUAAACUUUCUGUGAAAGUUUCACAGCAUACAAAACAAUUUAUGUAAAUAAGCAUUUUGUUACAUCUUCUUUAGCCACAGUACGUUGAUCAAAAUACCAUAUGACGUUUGUAAAAGUUAAAAAUCUCGAGAUUCUGUGGAACCUGACAACGAUUAUCUAUAUAUUGUAAUUUUUUUAUUAGUGACAUUUUGAUCGACGAUGACUAACACAUUAUAAUUUUUCUCAUCUAUUUUAUGUCUUAUAUAUCAAACGUUUGUUACAAAUUAAAGUUUCAGUUUAUGCCUAAAAGAGACAUAAAAUUAUAAAUUUAGUAAAUACAAAAAUAUUUUUCAGAUUUGUAUUUUAAAUUUACAAAAAAAAAAUAAAAUUGAAAUGUUGGAAACUGUUGUUUAUUAUUCUACAUAUGGGCAAUCAAAACAGAAUAGUUAUGAUUUAAUUAUAAAUUGAUAAAACAGUGACUUAAUGGAAUUAUUGAUCCUUUAUUGCAAAAAAAUGAAACAUUAGAAAAUAGAAAAAUUUUAGAACAUAACAUUUCUUUUCAUUAAAUCUCAUCCAGUGAACUGUACGAGAAUUCGAUAAUCGAAAAUCUGAAAAAAAAGAAAAUAAAGUAAAGAUUAUUACCAGCACCAAUGAGCAUUUAAUGAAGACAUAGCUGUACUGCAACCUAGGUAUAAAUAUUUAAAUUAAUAAUUACAAUUCUUAAUUAGUAAUCUUAUACUAGACAAAAGGUUGAUAAGCUGCAUCGUGUUACAUUUUUCUGUAUUUUAUCCUCUUUUGAUAGUUUCUUCCAUUUGUGAUGUUCUAAUUAUUGGUAAUUACAGAAAAACUUCAAUUCGGUUACAGGAAUAACAAUUCUAUUACUUAAUUAUUUAUACAGCUUUUGCCAUUUCAUUCUCAUAUUUACAAA
Messenger RNA from Nasonia vitripennis (jewel wasp), 2783 nucleotides. RefSeq names its product nucleolar protein 56 (gene Nop56). Gene Ontology annotation, molecular function: snoRNA binding. The transcript has 5 exons. NCBI's taxonomy places the organism in Eukaryota, Metazoa, Arthropoda, Insecta, Hymenoptera, Pteromalidae. The record is from RefSeq and is a predicted model, not a curated record. Gene Ontology annotation, cellular component: small-subunit processome; box C/D methylation guide snoRNP complex. Bases 189 to 1688 code for a protein of 499 amino acids.